CCGGUACUCCCAAGGCAGAUCGAAACCGAUGUUCGUCCGACUAGGACUGGGAGUGGGAACAAGAAUCACUCGCGGCAUGAUAAGUUGUGAAGAUAGAGUGCAUCCUAUUGCAAUUGUCAAUAACAAACAUUACCGCUGCAGUCAGAAGGCGCAUCAUUUCACCUUGGAAGGCGCCCAUGGCCAACUCCUCCCUGGCCAGUAUUAUUGUGUGACAGAGCUGAAUACUAGAUGGAGGCCUAGUCCACAUGAUGCAUUCACUCUAUGGAAACAUCCUGCUGCGAAGCCCUAGCACGCUGCGAUGCAUAAUGCACAUGUUCGUUCCCUUGGGAGGUAGCCGUUGACGGGCCAUCCGGACUACCGUACUGUUAUAGGGAUGCGACAUUGGUCCGCGGACAUCGCCGCUUUCCUUGUCCUGCUGGCCGUGGCAUGGACACAUGGCGUCGGCGCUUCCCAUUACCGAGGCGGCCUCAUUGAAUACACAAGCAGCGGCUCACAAACAACAUUCACUGUCACCCAGUCCUGGAGGAGCGACUCCUUGGAUUACACAUCCGUCAAUGGGUGCGGCGUGUCGGCCUCCACGUCGUACUCAUCCGGCAACAUCAUCGGGUCGGGCACGGAUUCCGCCGGCAACUCCUACACUACCACCAGGACCACUUUUGUGGUCUCCACUCCAACGAGCACGUGCCGGGUCUACUUCUCCACUUGUUGUCGGAUCAGCGCACUUGUAACCGGCGGUGAUGGUGACUUCAAGUCGACUGCGCAAUUCACCACCUCCACCCGCAACUCGCUGAAGACCGCCGCAGCCGCUGUGAUGCAAGUGGGCAAGGCCUCAUCGGCAGGGGCGUACGCCAGUGUGCUGGUGCCUGUGUCUUCUGCCACCUCAUCCGGCUUCAGCUGUGCCAUCAACAGCGAUGGCGGCAUCACUCCGCCGUCGGAGUUGGCCGCAGCAGCCGUGGCGGGCGGCUGCCGCAUCGACUGGUACAACAGUGCGCGGUCGUACACGAACAAGAUCCCCGUGCCCCUUCGGGUGACCUCCACCGCGGAUGCGCACUUUGUGGACGCGGAUUUCAUCCUGGAGACUGUGAAUCUGGCCGGAGCGCCAGUCGUCGCCAUGUCGCGUUCCGGGCAGUCGCUGAGUUCCGGAGCUGCUCUGACUUUCACGACUGGGACUAUGGCUCAGGUCACCUUUGUGGCGACUGACCCAGAUGCGGGCGCCUCCAUCUCGGUAACCAGCAGCGGUGGACUGCCGGCGGGCGCGGCCCUGUCCGCCAGCUCGGGCGCAGCGCCCUUCACCACGGUGUUCUCAUGGACGCCCACCGCGGCCUCCCCCAGCUCCGGCGUGGUGCAGCUCAUCUUCAAAGACAACACCAACCUGCAGGCCUCGGCGUCAUUCUCGUUCACCAUGGCAUACACCCCGGCUCCCCCAUCCCCAGGGCCGCCCGGCCCCGAGCCUCCGUCGCCGGAGCCGCCUAGCCCUGUGCCGCCCAGUCCCGCGCCUCCGUCGCCGGAGCCGCCCAGCCCUGCGCCACCCAGCCCUGAGCCGCCGGAGCCGGAGCCGCCCAGCCCCGAACCUCCAUCGCCGGAGCCGCCCAGCCCUGCGCCACCCAGCCCUGAGCCGCCGUCGCCGGAGCCGCCUAGCCCUGAACCUCCUUCGCCGGAGCCGCCCAGCCCUGGGCCGCCUAGCCCUGAGCCGCCUAGCCCUGAGCCGCCCAGCCCCGAGCCGCCUUCGCCGGAGCCGCCUAGCCCUGAACCUCCAUUGCCGGAGCCACCCAGCCCUCAGCCGCCCAGCCCUCAGCCGCCUAGCCCGGAGCCGCCUAGCCCUGAGCCUCCGUCGCCGGAGCCGCCCAGCCCUGAGCCGCCCAGCCCUGAGCCUCCGUCGCCGGAGCCGCCCAGCCCUGAGCCGCCCAGCCCUGAACCUCCGUCGCCGGAGCCGCCCAGCCCUGAGCCGCCCAGCCCUGAGCCGCCGUCGCCGGAGCCUCCCAGCCCUGGGCCGCCCAGCCCUGAACCUCCGUCGCCGGAGCCGCCCAGUCCUGCGCCGCCUAGCCCUGAGCCGCCUAGCCCUGAGCCUCCGUCGCCGGAGCCGCCCAGCCCUGCGCCGCCCAGCCCUGAGCCUCCGUCGCCGGAGCCGCCCAGCCCUGAGCCGCCCAGCCCUGAACCUCCGUCGCCGGAGCCGCCUAGCCCUGUGCCGCCUAGCCCUGAGCCUCCGUCGCCGGAGCCGCCCAGCCCUGCGCCGCCCAGCCCUGAGCCUCCGUCGCCGGAGCCGCCCAGCCCUGCGCCGCCCAGCCCUGAGCCUCCGUCGCCGGAGCCGCCCAGUCCUGCGCCGCCUAGCCCUGAGCCGCCUAGCCCUGAGCCUCCGUCGCCGGAGCCGCCCAGCCCUGCGCCGCCCAGCCCUGAACCUCCGUCGCCGGAGCCGCCUAGCCCUGUGCCGCCUAGCCCUGAGCCUCCGUCGCCGGAGCCUCCGAGCCCUGCGCCGCCCAGCCCUGAGCCUCCGUCGCCGGAGCCGCCCAGCCCUGCGCCGCCCAGCCCUGAGCCUCCGUCGCCGGAGCCGCCCAGCCCUGCGCCGCCCAGCCCUGAACCUCCGUCGCCGGAGCCGCCUAGCCCUGCGCCGCCCAGCCCUGAACCUCCGUCGCCGGAGCCGCCCAGCCCUGCGCCGCCCAGCCCUGAGCCUCCGUCGCCGGAGCCGCCCAGCCCUGUGCCACCCAGCCCCGAACCUCCGUCGCCGGAGCAUCCGAGCCCUGCGCCGCUCAGCCCUGAGCCGCCUAGCCCGGAGCCUCCCAGCCCCGAGCCUCCGUCGCCGGAGCCGCCCAGCCCUGAGCGGCCCUGCCCUGAGCCGCCGUCGCCGGAGCCGCCUAGCCCCGAGCCUCCGUCGCCGGAGCCGCCCAGCCCUGCGCCGCCCAGCCCUGAGCCGCCUAGCCCGGAGCCUCCCAGCCCCGAGCCUCCGUCGCCGGAGCCGCCCAGCCCUGAGCCGCCCAGCCCUGAGCCGCCUAGCCCGGAGCCUCCCAGCCCGGAGCCUCCGUCGCCGGAGCCACCCAGCCCUGCGCCGCCCAGCCCUGAGCCUCCGUCGCCGGAGCCUCCGAGCCCUGCGCCGCCCAGCCCUGAGCCGCCUAGCCCGGAGCCUCCCAGCCCGGAGCCUCCGUCGCCGGAGCCGCCCAGCCCUGCGCCACCGAGCCCUGAGCCGCCGUCGCCGGAGCCGCCUAGCCCUGAACCUCCUUCGCCGGAGCCGCCCAGCCCUGGGCCGCCUAGCCCUGAGCCGCCUAGCCCUGAGCCGCCCAGCCCCGAGCCGCCGUCGCCGGAGCCGCCUAGCCCUGAACCUCCAUUGCCGGAGCCACCCAGCCCUCAGCCGCCCAGCCCUGAGCCGCCUAGCCCGGAGCCGCCUAGCCCUGACCCUCCGUCGCCGGAGCCGCCCAGCCCUGAGCCGCCCAGCCCUGAGCCUCCGUCGCCGGAGCCGCCUAGCCCUGUGCCGCCCAGCCCUGAACCUCCGUCGCCGGAGCCGCCCAGUCCUGCGCCGCCUAGCCCUGAGCCGCCUAGCCCUGAGCCUCCGUCGCCGGAGCCUCCCAGCCCUGCGCCGCCCAGCCCUGAGCCUCCGUCGCCGGAGCCGCCCAGCCCUGCGCCGCCCAGCCCUGAACCUCCGUUGCCGGAGCCGCCUAGCCCUGUGCCGCCCAGCCCUGAACCUCCGUCGCCGGAGCCGCCCAGCCCUGCGCCGCCUAGCCCUGAGCCUCCGUCGCCGGAGCCGCCCAGCCCUGCGCCGCCCAGCCCUGAGCCUCCGUCGCCGGAGCCGCCUAGCCCUGCACCACCCAGCCCCGAACCUCCGUCGCCGGAGCCUCCGAGCCCUGCGCCGCGCAGCCCUGAGCCGCCUAGCCCGGAGCCUCCCAGCCCGGAGCCUCCGUCGCCGGAGCCACCCAGCCCUGCGCCGCCCAGCCCUGAGCCGCCUAGCCCGGAGCCUCCCAGCCCGGAGCCUCCGUCGCCGGAGCCGCCCAGCCCUGCGCCACCCAGCCCUGAGCCGCCGUCGCCGGAGCCGCCUAGCCCUGAACCUCCUUCGCCGGAGCCGCCCAGCCCUGGGCCGCCUAGCCCUGAGCCGCCUAGCCCUGAGCCGCCCAGCCCCGAGCCGCCGUCGCCGGAGCCGCCUAGCCCUGAACCUCCAUUGCCGGAGCCACCCAGCCCUCAGCCGCCCAGCCCUGAGCCGCCUAGCCCGGAGCCGCCUAGCCCUGACCCUCCGUCGCCGGAGCCGCCCAGCCCUGAGCCGCCCAGCCCUGAGCCUCCGUCGCCGGAGCCGCCUAGCCCUGUGCCGCCCAGCCCUGAACCUCCGUCGCCGGAGCCGCCCAGUCCUGCGCCGCCUAGCCCUGAGCCGCCUAGCCCUGAGCCUCCGUCGCCGGAGCCUCCGAGCCCUGCGCCGCCCAGCCCUGAGCCUCCGUCGCCGGAGCCGCCCAGCCCUGAACCUCCGUUGCCGGAGCCGCCUAGCCCUGUGCCGCCCAGCCCUGAACCUCCGUCGCCGGAGCCGCCCAGCCCUGCGCCGCCUAGCCCUGAGCCUCCGUCGCCGGAGCCGCCCAGCCCUGCGCCGCCCAGCCCUGAGCCUCCGUCGCCGGAGCCGCCUAGCCCUGCACCACCCAGCCCCGAACCUCCGUCGCCGGAGCCUCCGAGCCCUGCGCCGCGCAGCCCUGAGCCGCCUAGCCCGGAGCCUCCCAGCCCUGAGCCUCCGUCGCCGGAGCCUCCGAGCCCUGCGCCGCCCAGCCCUGAGCCGCCUAGCCCGGAGCCUCCCAGCCCGGAGCCUCCGUCGCCGGAACCACCCAGCCCCGAGCCUCCGUCGCCAGGGCCUCCGAGCCCUGCGCCGCCCAGCCCCGAGCCUCCAUCGCCGCAGCCUCCAAGCCCUGCGCCGCCAAGCCCUGAACCUCCGUCGCCAGAGCCGCCUAGCCCUGCGCCGCCCAGCCCAGAGCCGCCUAGCCCUGAGCCUCCGUCGCCAGAGCCUCCGAGCCCUGCGCCGCCCAGCCCCGAGCCUCCAUCGCCGCAGCCUCCAAGCCCUGCGCCGCCAAGCCCUGAACCUCCGUCGCCAGAGCCGCCUAGCCCUGCGCCGCCCAGCCCUGAACCUCCGUCGCCGGAGCCGCCUAGCCCUGAGCCGCCCAGCCCUGAGCCGCCGUCGCCGGAGCCGCCUAUCCUUGAGCCGCCGUCGCCGGAGCCGCCUAGCCCUGCGCCGCCCAGCCCUGAGCCGCCGUCGCCGGAGCCGCCUAGCCUUGAGCCGCCGUCGCCGGAGCCGCCUAGCCCUGCGCCGCCCAGCCCUGAGCCGCCGUCGCCGGAGCCGCCUAGCCUUGAGCCGCCGUCGCCGGAGCCGCCUAGCCCUGCGCCGCCCAGCCCUGAGCCGCCGUCGCCGGAGCCUCCCAGCCCCGAGCCUCCGUCGUCAGAGCCUCCGAGCCCUGCGCCGCCUAGCCCUGAGCCUCCGUCGCCGGAGCCUCCCAUCCCCGAGCCUCCGUCGCCAGAGCCUCCGAGCCCUGGGCCGCCUAGCCCUGAGCCUCCGUCGCCGGAGCCUCCCAGCCCCGAGCCUCCGUCGCCAGAGCCUCCGAUCCCUGCGCCGCCUAGCCCUGAGCCUCCGUCGCCGGAGCCUCCCAGCCCCGAGCCUCCGUCGCCAGAGCCUCCGAUCCCUGCGCCGCCUAGCCCUGAGCCUCCGUCGCCGGAGCCUCCCAGCCCCGAGCCUCCGUCGCCACAGCCUCCGAGCCCUGCGCCGCCUAGCCCUGAGCCUCCGUCGCCGGAGCCACCCAGCCCUGGGCCGCCUAGCCCUGAGCCGCCUAGUCCUGAGCCGCCCAGCCCCGACCCGGAGCCUUCGUCGCCGGAGCCGCCCAGCCCUCAGCCACCCAGCCCUCAGCCGCCUAGUCCUGAGCCGCCCAGCCCCGAGCCUCCAUCAUCGGAGACGCCUAGCCCCGAGCCUCCGUCGCCUGAGCCGCCUGGCCCUGCGCCACCCAGCCCUGAACCUCCGUCGCCGGGGCCGCCUAGCCCUGAGCCUCCGUUGCCAGAGCCGCCUAGCCCUGAGCCUCCGUCGCCGGAGCCGCCUAGCCCUGCGCCGCCCAGCCCCGAUCCUCCGUCGCCGGAGCCACCCAGCCCUGAACCUCCGUCGCCGGAGCCGCCUAGCCCUGAGCCGCCUAGUCCUGAGCCUCCGUCGCCGGAGCCGCCCAGCCCUGAGCCUCCCAGCCCUGAGCCGCCGUCGCCGGAGCUGCCCAGCCCUGCGCCUCCCAGCCCUGCGCCGCCCAGACCCGAGCCUCCAGCGCCGGAGCCGCCCAGCCCUGAGCCGCCAAGCCCUGCGCCUCCGUCCCCUGAGCCGCCCAGUCCCGCGCCUCCACUGCCGGAGCCGCCUAGCCCUGCGCCGCCCAGCCCUGAGCCGCCCAGCCCCGACCCUCCGUCGCCGGAGCCGCCCAGCCCUGCGCCGCCCAGCCCUGAGCCGCCGUCGCCGGAGCCGCCCAGCCCUGCGCCGCCCAGCCCCGAGCCGCCCUCGCCGGAGCCGCGUAGCUCUGCGCCGCCCAGCCUGGAGCCUCCGUCGCCAGAGCCGCAUAGCCCUGCGCCUCCCAGCCCCGACCCUCCGUCGCCGGAGCCUCCUAGCUUGGAGCCUCCGUCGCCGGAACCGCCCAGCCCUGCGCCGCCAAGCCCGGAGCCUCCUAGCCCGGGCCCGGAUCCACCGUCGCCGGAGCCUCCGAGCCCUGCGCCGCCCAGCGCUGAGCCUUCGUCGCCGGAGCCGCCUAGCCCUGCACCGCCUAGCCCCGGGCCUCCGUCACUGCAACCACCAAUACCAAUGCCUCGACCAGGCAGUUCGCUUCAACCUAGUCCCGAGCGUCCAGUCCCGCAGCCUCCGGGAAAUCCUAUUGUGGCACCCAAUACAUGCAGCAGUUUGAGCUCAGGAGUGAAUGCAUCGACCGUCUGCACAGAUCCCUCUCUGCUUCAGGGAGUGGUUCCGGGACCAGUUGACAUGACGCAGCUGUACUUGGCCGCGGGCAUCACAUUCCCAUCGUCCUCCAACUCCAGCAACACCACCACCGGCUCCUACGUGGUGACCGCCUCCAACCCGGACGUGGUGAGCCCCGACAACAGCACGCAGCUGCUUCGCAUCGUGGCGGGCCUGGCCGGCAUUGACAACUGCGUGCUGGUGCCGCCGGGCCUGGUGGGCUUCAGCGGCUACUUCGCGACGCUGCUGGCCAACGCUUCCAUCCAGCUCUACACCGGGGGCAUGUGCGACUCGGGCACGGAGAUGGGCGGCGCGAUGGCCAUUCCCGCCGCCGCCACAACAGCCAGCGCAACCAGCAGCCCCAGCCCGUCGCCGGCGGCGCACAGGCGCAUGCUGCUCUCAGCUAGCUCAGCAAUGGGCGGUCGCCUCCGGCGCAUGCUAGAGGACAGCAAUGCGACCGCCGGCGGCAGCGGAGACAGUGCUGCUGGGGCGUCCAGUCCCGAGCCCGCCCCCAUUCCCCUGCAGCAACUGCAGGCGCCCGCGGACGUGUUUUCGGGCGGCCAGGUGGCAUUCAGCUUGCGCCUGUAUGCGCCGCUUAAUGAGGCUGGUGGGGCGGGCGACACGUCCGUGCGCAACGCAAUUGUUGCAGAUCAACUUAUAUUCAUGCUCCGUGUACUCCAAGAGCUAGUGCCCAUGCCGCCCAGCCCCCCAACACCGUCGCCACGGACGGAGGUCUCCCCGGACACGGCGCGGACAUGGCUGCCGCCGCCGCCGCCGCCCCCGCCUCCUGUGGACGAGGCCCCGCCAUCGCCACGGCCGCCUGUGCCUCCACCGCCGCCGCCAAGCCCCCGCCCUCCCAGCCCAGCGCCCUCCACACCGUCACCCAGCACGUUGCAAACUGCAGUCAGCAGCCCUCCGCAGCGGCCCCCACCACCGGUGCCGUCGCCACCCUUGCCCGCGGCGCCACCCCCUUCUCCCUCGCCACCACCGCCUCCCUCGCCGGCACCUCCCCCGCCUCCCUCGCCUCCCCCAGGCUCUCCCCCUCUCCCGCCUCCGCCUCCGCAGCCCCCGGCCCCGCCUGUCCUGGAGGUGUUGUGGGCGGCCUCCAGCGCCGGCCCCGUGGACCCCUACGGCAACAGCACCGCCCUGGGCUCAGCCAGCCGCCUGCUGGGCGCGCCGCGGCCCGGCGCCGCCAAGCGCACCACGUGCGGCAACGACUGGGGUACCCUCACCUGGGUGCCCACCCUGCCCACGCCCCGCUGGGUGGCGGUGCGCUUCGCGGCUCCCUCCACUGCUGCCUCCGAUGCAAACGGCCCCGCCACCCCCACAAUCAACCUGUCUUCUGUGCGGCGGCUGGGCGUGUACGUGCUGAACCUGGGCCCCCUGUCGCCCGCCAUCACCCGCAUCGACCUGCUGCUGCUGCCGGAGGCGGAGGCGGCCAGCGCGGAGACGGCGUCCAUCAGCGGGGCGGCACAGGAGGACUGGCCGCUGGUUGAGGUGCCGGUGUACCUGGGGUCGGCGGGCGCGUCCGACCUGCAGUGCCCGGCGCUCAACUGGAUUGCUGUGGAGCCCAAGGCGGUGGCGCGGGCGGCGGCGAAGGCCGCAACAGCCAACAGCACCGCGGCCGCGGGCGCCACCGCCCGUGCCGUCAGCAAGGCGCCACAAGGCUGGGUGGUGGUGGGUGCGCGCCUGAGCGCCAGCAACGCACCCGUGGACAGCAAGGCCCAGCUGCCGCAGAUACACGCCCUGGGUCUGGAGUGGGAGGUGCGGCCGCCGCCUGCAGGAGGGGGGACGGCUGCGGGCACACCCGCGCAGCAGGCAGCCAGCAGCCGCGCCAAACGCCCGCCGCCCGUGCCACCACCCGCCGCGGCGGCGGCGGGGGCCGCAGCUGCUGACCGGAGCCGCAUCGCAGGCUCCAAGGGCCGACGCAGGCACCGCCGGUAGGGUGGCGAAUAAAGUAGGAUGCAUGCCUUCUUGUGCUGAUGCGUCUAUGCGCACCCAGCAGUGAAUAAAAUCUGCUUGUGUGCAGACUUAUUAGCCAUACACUGUGCAUGUGCACUGUGCAUGUGCACUGUGCAUGUGCGUGUGCUGAUGCGUCUAUGCGCCCUCAGCAGUAAUAGGAUGAUGCUUACGAGUACGCUUACCAGCCUGUGCAUGUGUAUGGGCGAGCAGCUUUUAUACGCGGGCGUUGUAAGGUAUACGAAAAUUAUUCAAUGGGAUGGAGGUUGGGAACUUUGCACAUAGGAUGGCGCGAGUCUAGUAUUCAAUGCGUAGCCUGGGUAGUCAGGUGGCAUGUUGCCCCCCCUGGACAAAGGAUGUCGAGCCGCUGAGAUAGUGGCGCCUGCUGUGGGUUGACCGCCUGCAGUGGCACGAGCUGAGGCAAGUAUGCGCGCCAUCACAGAGACGGGGUGUUGGAAAUGACGUCAUAGGCACGCGUACCGUACAGAUGCGUGGCAGGAGUUUCCCGGUGCGUCACGGCACGAACUAUAUGCCGGAUUGUUCGAUUGGCGCGGCCUGUGGUAAUGCGCAUGACUUGCUGAUUUAAUGUUUUUUGGGGCUGAGCCCCCGGGGCGCAGCGAUUCAGGGGGUGUGAAGCCCCCCAGGAACACCCUGUCGUGCGUGCGCCGUGCGUGCGUGCGUGGCUCGGCACCAGACUCCAUACUCGCGCAAAGCACGAGUAUCACGUAUUAUAUCUGGGAAAUACCUUCCAUGUCUCAUUGCUAACAUCUGCUAACAUUUUGUCAUGAGUGGCCUGGGUAUCGUGCAUGAGUUGUAUAUGUUCUUGAAUUACAGAAGGCGGAAUGUGGGGGAAUCCGCGCGUGCGUGUCUAUGCACCAUGCAAGGACCAAACCCGGAACCCAUGCGAAGGUAAAAGCCAGAGAGCUACCCGAUACGGUAUACGGUAGUCAAGUAAUGUGGCGUGGUACGGGGGUCCCAUACACUGCAUAGAUGCUGCAGCGCGGACAGCUCUACACACUCUUGAGUCCGGGUCCAGCAGCGGGUCCUGCAGGCUUCAGCCGCGGCGUGCCUAAGUGCCUGUGACACCCAACGUGCUUGUGCGUGCUUUUGCAUGGAGCUGAGAGCGCUACGGGCCCGUGGCGAGUGAGCGCGCGCCCGUAGCGACUUCACAGAAAAUCUCGUGGGCGGACAAUCAGUUUCAUUGGCGGGGCCGGAAAGGGGCUUGCAUCUGGUGGUAGGCCGGCGCCGCUGGCGAGAAGGGCCCUAAACAUGUUCUCGCCCACGGCAUCCAGAGGCCCCAAAAUGCCUAGCUUUUAGCGUUUUUUACCGGGGAUUUGGCGAGCCGGGGGCGGAGCGAAGCCCCCAGGAUUGCCCCUGUCCGUGCCUGCAACGUCCACAAACGGGCCA
Messenger RNA from Chlamydomonas reinhardtii, 10285 nucleotides. RefSeq lists its product as uncharacterized. NCBI's taxonomy places the organism in Eukaryota, Viridiplantae, Chlorophyta, Chlorophyceae, Chlamydomonadales, Chlamydomonadaceae. The transcript has 11 exons. The coding region runs from base 374 to 8863 and encodes 2829 amino acids. The record is from RefSeq and is a predicted model, not a curated record.